GGACAAAAUUAUUUGACAAGUUGUCAAAAGUUUCAAAAUGUAGAUGAAAGUUUUACGUUCUUUCUUAACUUUGCAAUUAAGUUUGAGUGUCAAUGCUGACGAAUUAUUACUUUUUUUUGUUGAAAGUGGAUCCUUAGCUCUAUGGGUAACUCCGACACCAAACUGAACUUCCGGAAAGCUGUCAUUCAGCUGACUUCCAAAACUCAGCCUAUAGAUGCAGCAGACAACAAUUUCUGGGACCAAUUUUGGUCAGAAAAUGUGACAAAUAUCCAAGAUGUUUUCACGCUAGUACCAGCGGGUGAAAUCAGAGCACUGCGCGAAGAGGCGCCUUCAAAUCUAGCAACUUUGUGUUACAAAGCUGUUGAAAAACUUGUCAAAGCAGUGGAUAAUAGUUGCCGCACCCAGCAUGAACAGCAGACAGUUCUCAACUGUGCACGACUACUCACCAGAGUUUUGCCAUACAUCUUUGAAGACCCGGACUGGAAAGGAUUUUUCUGGUCCAGUUUACCGGGCAAGGGAGAAAGUGGCGAAGAACAGUCGAUGCCCCUAGCUCAGUCAUUGCUGAAUGCUGUCUGUGACCUCUUAUUUUGCCCAGAUUUUACUGUUGCGGCCAACAAAAAAUCCGGCCCGGAUCGGGCAGAGGAUCUCCAAGCUAUUGACAGUUGUGAAUACAUCUGGGAAAAAGGCGUUGGCUUUGCACAGAGCCCCCCACGAACGCCUUCCUUUGAAACUGCGAGGACGGAAUUGCUGAAGCUUGUCUUAACCUGCUUUAGCGAAACCAUGUAUCAUCCUCCUGCAGAUAUUAGCACAGCACCGAAUAAAUGGGUACGAUAUCUGACUUCUCCAGAUAACCGCCAUGCACUUCCACUAUUCACUUCUUUAUUGAACGUUGUAUGUGGUUAUAACCCUGUUGGCCUAGGGUUACCAUACAAUCACUUACUCUUUUCCGACACAACUGAGCCCAUGGUCGAUACUGCGCUUCAGAUUCUGAUAGUUGCAUUGGAUCAUGACACCGUCCAAAAUGAUGAAAAUGCAACUCAGGAUAAUCUUUUCAUAAACUACUUAUCUAGGAUACAUAGAGAUGAAGAUUUUAGUUUCAUUCUGAAAGGACUAACAAGGCUGCUAAACAAUCCUUUAGUCCAGACAUACCUUCCAAAUUCUACCAAAAAAGUGCAAUUUCAUCAGGAGCUCUUAGUUUUCUUCUGGAAACUUUGUGAUUAUAAUAAGAAAUUUUUAUACUUUGUUCUCAAGAGCAGUGAUAUGUUAGAUGUUUUAGUACCAAUUUUAUUUCAUUUGAACGAUUCUCGAGCUGAUCAGUCACGAGUGGGUCUGAUGCACAUAGGUGUUUUCAUUCUUCUUCUUCUGAGUGGUGAAAGGAAUUUUGGUGUCCGACUCAACAAACCGUACACUGCAACCAUUCCAAUGGACAUUCCUGUUUUUACUGGUACGCAUGCUGACCUUCUUAUCACAGUGUUUCACAAAAUUAUUACCACUGGUCAUCAAAGACUUCAACCCUUAUUUGAUUGUCUUCUAACCAUUUUAGUCAAUGUUUCUCCUUAUCUGAAAACGCUGUCUAUGGUAGCCAGUACAAAACUGCUGCACCUCCUUGAAGCCUUCAGCACUCCAUGGUUCCUAUUUUCGUCUCCAACGAAUCAUCAUCUGGUAUUUUUCCUUCUCGAAAUAUUCAACAACAUCAUCCAGUAUCAGUUCGAUGGUAAUUCCAACCUUGUUUACACUAUUAUCCGGAAAAGACAAGUUUUUCAUAGCCUAGCGAAUUUACCAUGUGAUUACAGUACGAUCUCUAAAUCGCUAAGUAAACGGUCGAGACGACAUGUGCCCAUGCCUUCAUCAUAUGACUCCAACACUGAGAGUCCAAGUAUGGAAGGCUCAAGACCUGCGCUUCCAGCAGAACCAGGAACUUUAAAAGCCACUCUCCCAGAUACUCCAGGCAUCGAAAAAAUGACAGAAAGAGAGUCAGCUCAUCCUGGAAACCACAACAUCCCCGUUGAAUUAUUGGCAGAAAUCUCCAUCAACGGCCAUGAUUCUGAAAAAAAUUCCGGUACUGUGACGAAUGCGAAUACCAGUGUUGAAUCCUCACCUAGUCAAGAAAAACCUACCUCUGUAUCAGAAUCGUUUUCAUCGCCGCCAAUAACUUGUAAAACAGUUCCUACAAGUUCCAUCUCAUCCCCUGUAGUCCAUAAAUCAGCCUCAGUACAUUCCUUGAACAAUAAAACUGAGUGGAUUGCCACGUCAGACUGGGUGAAAUCAUGGAAGGACAAGUUACCACUACAAACAAUCAUGAGGCUUUUGCAAGUGCUUGUCCCACAAGUCGAAAAAAUUUGCAUUGACAAGGGGUUGACUGACGAAAGUGAAAUUUUGAAAUUUUUGCAACAUGGAACUUUAGUCGGACUGCUACCAGUACCGCAUCCCAUUCUAAUUCGGAAGUACCAAGCGAAUCCAGGAACAACUACCUGGUUUAGGACGUACAUGUGGGGUGUUAUUUACCUCAGGAAUGUAAAUCCUCCCAUCUGGUACGAAACGGACGUGAAACUUUUUGAAAUUCAAAGAAUCUAAGUUGCCAUAUGAACGAAGUAAGAUUUCUACCUUCAUUCCUUCUCUUAUAACCAUUUCCAACGAUAGCCCUUAAAAGACAUAUUUCAUAACAGAAAGACUUCAGUAGUUUUUUAAGGUUGAAUUAACCUUAACCAAAGCGUACUUAUUUAUUUGUACAUAUCUUAAUUUAUCUUGAAUAAAUUUGUGUAACACUUCAA
Messenger RNA from Bemisia tabaci, 2771 nucleotides. Its product is annotated as protein HID1. The record is from RefSeq and is a predicted model, not a curated record. Gene Ontology annotation, cellular component: Golgi medial cisterna; Golgi trans cisterna; membrane. Lineage: Eukaryota; Metazoa; Arthropoda; Insecta; Hemiptera; Aleyrodidae.